Solanum tuberosum (potato) is the source of this 1673-nucleotide messenger RNA. Its product is annotated as enolase-like. The transcript is spliced from 17 exons. Lineage: Eukaryota; Viridiplantae; Streptophyta; Magnoliopsida; Solanales; Solanaceae. Gene Ontology annotation, cellular component: phosphopyruvate hydratase complex. Gene Ontology annotation, biological process: glycolytic process. Bases 74 to 1408 code for a protein of 444 amino acids. The record is from RefSeq and is a predicted model, not a curated record. Gene Ontology annotation, molecular function: magnesium ion binding; phosphopyruvate hydratase activity.
UUUGUUCAUUGAAAAAAAAAAACCAAACUUUUUCUCUUCACUCUUUUCUACUAUUUCUCUCUUCAUAGAUCCAAUGGCAACUAUCAAAUCCAUUAAAGCUCGUCAGAUCUUUGACAGCCGUGGUAACCCCACCGUUGAGGUUGAUGUACAUGUCUCAAAUGGUGUAUUUGCUAGAGCUGCUGUUCCAAGUGGUGCAUCCACCGGAAUUUAUGAAGCCCUUGAAUUGAGGGAUGGAGGAUCUGACUACCUCGGAAAGGGUGUUUCAAAGGCUGUUAACAAUGUCAACUCAAUUAUUGGCCCUGCUCUCAUCGGCAAGGACCCAACCGAUCAGACUGGUCUUGAUAACUUCAUGGUUCAUGAGUUAGAUGGAACUCAAAAUGAGUGGGGUUGGUGCAAAGAAAAGCUUGGUGCAAAUGCCAUCCUUGCUGUGUCACUUGCUGUGUGUAAAGCUGGCGCUGCUGUCAGGAAUGUUCCAUUGUACAAGCACAUUGCUGAUUUGGCUGGUAACAAGAAGUUGGUAUUACCAGUUCCUGCCUUCAAUGUGAUUAAUGGUGGAUCUCAUGCUGGAAACAAACUCGCAAUGCAGGAAUUUAUGAUCCUUCCUGUUGGAGCUGCUAAUUUCAAGGAGGCCAUGAAGAUGGGCUGUGAAGUCUAUCACCAUUUGAAGUCUGUGAUUAAGAAGAAAUAUGGCCAGGAUGCCACAAAUGUCGGUGACGAGGGUGGUUUUGCUCCUAAUAUCCAGGAGAACAAGGAAGGUCUUGAAUUGCUCAAGACAGCCAUUGAGAAAGCAGGUUACACCGGAAAGGUGGUCAUUGGAAUGGAUGUUGCAGCAUCUGAAUUUUACGGAAAGGACAAAUCUUAUGACCUGAACUUCAAAGAAGAGAGCAAUGACGGCUCACAAAAGAUAUCAGGUGACCAGCUCAAGGAUUUGUACAAGUCAUUUGUGUCAGAGUACCCCAUUGUUUCAAUUGAAGAUCCAUUUGACCAAGAUGACUGGGAGACCUAUGCUAAGCUCACCACUGAGAUUGGGGAGCAAGUACAGAUUGUCGGAGAUGACCUCCUUGUCACCAACCCUAAGAGGGUCGCCAAGGCAAUUGCAGAGAAAACUUGCAAUGCUCUUCUUCUCAAGGUUAACCAAAUCGGCAGUGUGACCGAGAGUAUUGAAGCUGUGAAGAUGUCUAAGAAGGCAGGUUGGGGUGUAAUGACCAGUCACCGCAGUGGAGAAACAGAAGACACCUUCAUUGCUGAUCUUGCUGUCGGUUUGUCAACGGGACAAAUCAAGACCGGAGCUCCUUGCAGGUCAGAGCGUCUCGCCAAGUACAACCAGCUCUUGAGGAUUGAAGAGGAACUCGGAUCAGAGGCUGUUUAUGCAGGAGCAAGUUUCCGCAAGCCUGUUGAGCCCUACUAAAUUUCAGCAGUUAAAGUGUUGAGAUUGUUGAGUUCUUGUUCUGCCAAAAUAAAUUCCUCUUAGAUUGGUCAUUUUAGGAUAUAGUAUAUGACCUUCGUGAAAUAACAAGCAGACUCGAAACAAUUUUUGUUUUGUGAGGUUUUAUUAGUAUUUUGAAUUCUGAAAAAGAAGAGAGUUCUUUUUUUAGGCUUGGUGACUGUAAAACUUUGAUAUGCAAGUUUGUACUAUGUUCUAAUUAAAUAUUUUGAUGGUUUUGCUUUUUCUC